Messenger RNA from Vigna radiata var. radiata (mung bean), 1000 nucleotides. Its product is annotated as hypersensitive-induced reaction 1 protein. NCBI's taxonomy places the organism in Eukaryota, Viridiplantae, Streptophyta, Magnoliopsida, Fabales, Fabaceae. The record is from RefSeq and is a predicted model, not a curated record. The coding region runs from base 260 to 1000 and encodes 246 amino acids. The transcript is spliced from 7 exons.
ACUUUUUUUUUUUUAGUUUCUUGACGUUUUAAUUAAAGGAUUCAUUUCUGGCAUAAUCACGGUUCUCAGGCUUCAAAUGGCUUUGGAGUCGUCUUUGGUUGACCUGAACUUAGUAAUCCGAAAAUCCUCAGCAGCAUAGUUAUUGCGUGUUUUGGGGGUUCAGUUGAUUGAUUCAGCAAAACUGAAUAUUAGGUAAUAAUUAAAAGUUCUCUUACCACUGCAGUUCAAUUUCAUCUUUUGGUCGAGAAAUUUAACAGCAAUGGGAAAUCUUUUGUGUUGUGUGCAAGUUGAGCAAUCUACAGUGGCUAUAAAAGAAAAUUUUGGACGAUUUGAGAAGGUGCUUCAGCCAGGAUGCCAUUGCAUGCCAUGGUUCCUUGGGAAACAACUUGCUGGUCAUCUCUCUCUUCGUCUACAACAAUUGGAUCUUCGAUGUGAGACCAAGACAAAGGAUAAUGUAUUUGUUAAUGUUGUUGCUUCAAUUCAGUACCGUGCCCUGGCCGAGAAGGCCAAUGAUGCUUUUUACAAACUCAGCAAUACAAAGACCCAAAUUCAGGCAUAUGUUUUUGAUGUAAUUAGGGCAAGUGUUCCAAAGCUGAACUUGGAUGAUGCUUUUGAGCAGAAAAAUGAAAUUGCCAGAGCUGUGGAAGAAGAGCUUGAGAAGGCUAUGUCAGCUUAUGGGUACGAAAUUGUUCAAACACUGAUUGUUGAUAUAGACCCAGAUGAGCAUGUGAAGCGAGCUAUGAAUGAAAUCAAUGCUGCUGCAAGAUUGAGGGUGGCAGCUAAUGAGAAGGCAGAGGCAGAGAAGAUAUACCUCAUGACUUAUGGUAGUGAUGAAUAUGUCAAGAAUACCAAGUAUCUGUCUACUCGCAGUGUUCAAGAGCUCCUUCUUGCUAAUAAUUUAAGCAAGAGCUCCUACAGCUCUCUCAUGUCAGACUUCCUUUCCAAGCCUCCAUCUUUAAGGUACCAUUUUGAUUCUCUUUAUUUUCCUUCUAAGUUGUAA